Molecule: messenger RNA, 465 nt
Organism: Humulus lupulus (European hop)
Lineage: Eukaryota; Viridiplantae; Streptophyta; Magnoliopsida; Rosales; Cannabaceae
Exons: 1
Coding region: 1-465 (154 amino acids)
Source: RefSeq, a predicted model, not a curated record
AUGGAUGCUUUCCCCAACAUCUCGACUUUUUGCCAAGAACUCAAGAUGUGUGCUGACCAGCUCGCUAACGUUGAUGCACUGAUUUCCAAUCAAAGGUUAGUGUUACAAUUAAUUGUGGGUUUUAAUGAAAAUUAUGAUGGUGUUGCUACGAUCCUUCAACAAACUUCCCCUUUACCACCAUUUUAUGAGGCACGUUCGAGGCUAAUUCUCGAAGAAACCUGCAAGGCUAAGCAAGUCGCAACUGCCGCUAAAGCUGCCGAUAUUGCCCUCCUCACCAACAAUGAUCCAAAGAGCUCCAAUUGUGAUUCGGGUAAUGUAGAAAACUGCCACAACAAUGGUCCGAAAUGCGUUCCAAAUCGCAAUAAUAAUCACGGAAAAAAUAAUGGCGAUAGGGGUCGUGGCCGUGGUGGCAGUAACUAUGAAGGAGGCGGCAACAACCCCCAGCAACGUCGCAGGCACCAGUAG